Molecule: messenger RNA, 1230 nt
Organism: Dreissena polymorpha
Lineage: Eukaryota; Metazoa; Mollusca; Bivalvia; Myida; Dreissenidae
Product: protein PFC0760c-like
Exons: 5
Coding region: 1-1230 (409 amino acids)
Source: RefSeq, a predicted model, not a curated record
AUGAAGAGUAUAGGUGACCAGUAUCAUGACCAGCAUGAUGUCCAGUACGAUGACCAGUAUGAUGACCAGUAUGACGUCCAAUACGAUGACAAAUAUGAUGACCAGUACGAUGACCAGUACGAUAACCAGUAUAAUGACCAGAAUGAUUACCAGUACGAUGACCAGUAUGAUGACCAGUAUGACGACCACUACGAUGACCAGUAUGAUGACCAGUACGAUGACCAUUAUGAUUAUGAGUACCAUUAUGACGACCAGUACGAUUACCAGUACGAUGACCAGUACGAUGGCCAGUAUGAUGACAAGUAUGAUGACCAGUACAAUAACCGGUAUAAUGAUGACCAGUACGAUGGCCAUCGUGAUGAACAGUACGAUGACCAAUAUGAUUACCAGUACGAUGGCCAUCGUGAUUACCAGUACGAUGACCAAUAUGAUGACCAGUACGAUGGCCAUCGUGAUGACCAGUACGAUGGCCAUCGUGAUGACCAGUACGAUGAACAAUAUAAUGAUGAACAGUAUGAUGGCCAUCGUGAUGACCAGUAUGAUGUCCAGUAUAGUGACCAGUACGAUGACCAGUAUGAUGAUGACCAGUAUGAUGACCAAUAUGAUAAUGACCAAUAUGAUGACCAGUACGAUGGCCAUCGUGGUGACCAGUUCGAUGACCAACAUGAUGACCACUAUGAUGACCAGUACGAUGACCAAUGUGAUGACCAGUACGAUGGCCAGUAUGAUGAUGACCAGUACGAUGACCAAUAUGAUGACCAGAAUAAUGGCCUGAAUGAUGGCCAUAAUGACCAGCGUGAUGAUCAGACUGAUGACCAGAGUGAUGACCAGGUUGAUGUAAAAGGAUAUGAACUUAUUGAUGACCAGCAACACUACUUUACACAACACCUCCCGACUCUAUACAACACUAUUCUACACUACAUCACUCUACACAACACCGCCCUACACCACACCACUCCACACCGCACCACUCUUCACCAAACAACUCUACAAAACUCCACUCUCCACAACAUUUCUCUACACCAGACCUCUCAACACCACACCACAGUACACCACACCAUAGUACACCACCCAACUAUACGCCACAUCGCUCUACACCACACUAAUUUACACCAAACCACUCUACACCACACCACAACACUCUACACUACACCAAUCUACAUCACACCACAUAAUAAUACACAAACCACACAAUUAUGCACCACAACACUCGUCGCCAUUUCACUGUAA